Messenger RNA from Oncorhynchus masou masou (cherry salmon), 1254 nucleotides. Its product is annotated as focal adhesion kinase 1-like. NCBI's taxonomy places the organism in Eukaryota, Metazoa, Chordata, Actinopteri, Salmoniformes, Salmonidae. The record is from RefSeq and is a predicted model, not a curated record. The transcript is spliced from 3 exons. The coding region runs from base 799 to 1254 and encodes 151 amino acids.
CCUGACACAGCCGACUCGGCAGCAGGGUUGAACAGCAGCAGCAGCAGCAGCAGCAGCUUGUCCUGGAUUACAAGGCUGUCACAUCGGAGUAGACAGGCGGUUGUAGUGCUGAACUAACUGAAGGAUUGUUUUGGUUUUUUGCCUCCUCUGUGUCUUCUACUACACUGUUUUCCAAGUCAGCUGCCUCCCGGGCUUGAUUAAUUUACAAGGCUGUGCAGAGGCACGCAGAGGGAUUUAUUUAGAGGCUGGAAGUCAACGCUGAGGGGAUCUGAAGAGGAAUCGGAAGAUAAGGAGCUGACAACACAGACCUGUCCCAUAUUGAUCUUCUGUCUCUCUCUCUCUCUCUCUCUCUCUCUCUCUCUCUCUCUGUCUCUGUCUCACUCCCUCUCUCUCUCUCUCUCUCUCUCUCUCUCUCUCUCUCUCUCUCUCUCUCUCUCUCUCUCGGAGUGACACCAAACACCUCUAACCCGGAAACAGCCUGUCUGUCAGGCAAGGUGGAUGUUAGGAUUAAAACCUCUUGAGGAUUUCACUGAGUUGCUCCCUUGACGUCUUCUCUUCCUCACCCCACAGUUCUCUCCCCUGAGGCAGGGCUGUGUGAACGGGUCCGAGGGGGGCAGCGGUAGGGGCUGUGAGGAGCGGAGAGGGGCUGUGCCGGGGUCCUCAGGGGCAAAGGAAGAAGCAACAGCCUGGCCUGGCCUCUAUGCGGUUGUGGAAAGGGACAGGGUCAGGGAGCCUGGGGCUGGUUCAGGCUGCAGGGUCUGGUGGUGGGAUAGAAAGACAGGCGCUGCUGCGGCCAUCAUGGAGAGGAGUGGCUGCAUCCCCCUAUGCUGGGCCCGGGGCGCCUGUGUUUAUGCUCAACACCCUCCACUCCCAAAAUAUGACAGACAGCUAGCCCCCACCAAAGGAAGCAUGGCGUCAGCGUACCUGGACCCCAACCUGAACCACCACGCUGGGUUGGGCGGUGGGGUGUCGAAGCCGGGGACCAUGGACCGGGUGCUCAAGAUCCACCACUACUUGGAGAGCAACAGUGAACCAUCCACCUGGGCCAGCCACAUCCGCCAUGGAGACGCCACUGACAUCAGGGGUAUCAUCCAGAAGAUAGCAGACAUCCACAAGGUGAAGUGUGUUUCCUGUCUGGGCCUGCGUCUCAGCCACCUGCGCUCAGGGAACAUCCACUGGCUGCACCCUGACAUGGGGGUGUCCCGCGUCAGGGAGAGGUACGAGCUGCUCCACCCUCAGGACGAGUGGAGGUAA